Molecule: messenger RNA, 2693 nt
Organism: Sorghum bicolor (sorghum)
Lineage: Eukaryota; Viridiplantae; Streptophyta; Magnoliopsida; Poales; Poaceae
Product: WD repeat-containing protein 44
Exons: 8
Coding region: 390-2414 (674 amino acids)
Molecular function (GO): protein binding
Source: RefSeq, a predicted model, not a curated record
GGAAAUACCCACCAUGGAGCGUUACGGGCAGGCACUGGGCUUGACGGACCGCCCGCUUUGAUUGUUGAUGAGCCGCGGCGGCGCACGGGGUCGGGUGGAUAUAACACAGGCGGCACCCCCUCCGGUUGGGUUCGGUGGGAAGCCAUCCCGACUGGGGAGAGCGUCGCACUCGCACCACUGACACAGCGGGAGGGUCGGGGUUUUCUGGAGGUUGCGCGACUCCCGAGGAUCGACGACGGAGCAGAGAAUUUCCUUCUUCUUCGAUCGGCUCGGCUACGGGGGGGAUCCAUCCUGUCCGGCGAUCUGCGGUUUUAUCACCAUCGAAUUAUACAGUGGCUAUGUGGAGGUGUCAUAGGUUUUCUUAAUUAGUACAUAGAAGCUUGAGGAAAAUGUACAAUAGCGAUGGACAGGAUGACAUAUUCUUGGAGACAUCUGAUGAUAUAAGAAGUUCAACAUAUUUCUCAGCUAGGUGCAGCACAAGUGACCAAUUAUCAGCAUCAUGGGGACCUGAUCAGGAUGAGCUCUGGACAAGUGAAUUGAUGAGUGUCAAUGAAAGGCGGCACAGAUUCAUGAUUGGGAUGGGCUUUGUUAAACCCAUUCCUACUGGAAUCACCUUUUCGCAGUGGCAGGGAGAAAUUUUGGCUGACCGUGCAUUUCGUGACCUGGAGGAAAGAAUUAAUAGCAUCUGUUCUUCAUAUCGGCCGUCUUUUUCUCAUUGUGCAUCAGCACCAGAUAGUACUAGGAAUAGUGUUGUGCUUCAUGAAAGCGAGCACCAUGAACUGACUGGAAUACUUGAUGAGGUUGGUACAAACAGAAUCAUGAAUAUAGACCAGUCAGAAGGUUUUCUUAGCUUCUCUCAGCUUGUUCAUGAGUUCUUGCAGAAGGGCAGUGGUCGUGGUCCUGCAAGGGGAAUGAAUGUAGCAUUUAGUGAGAAGCAAAAGGAUACCAAGAGUUUUUGUGGAAAGUUCACAAGAAAGAAUGGAGAAGAUAUAAUUUGUUUGCAUGACACACGAAUGAAAAGCCUGAAGACAGGCACAUUGUUUACAACAAAAGUUUAUCAGCAGAACAAAAAGUGGAUGGACUUCUCUGCUCUCUACAUGUGCCAAGAAAUCCAUGCCCACGGAGGUUCAAUCAGGGUCAUGAAGUUCAGUACAUGUGGAUGGUAUUUAGCGAGUGUCGGCGAAGACUGCAUCGUGUGCAUUUGGAUGAUACAAGAAGUUGAAUCCUCUCCUGAUUUGUACAUCAGAGAGGCGCCUGUCAAAUCCUUGAACAGAAAUAAAGGCCUGAAAAUGAAGGUGGGAAAAGGCCAGAGACGAGCCCUUGCCAUAAUACCCAAGAAAGUUUUCAACAUUGCAGAGACACCACUGCAUGAGUUUCAUGGUCACACAAGUGAUAUCUUGGAUAUGACAUGGUCAAAAUCAAAUUUUCUCUUGACUUCAUCUAAAGACAAGACUGUACGCAUGUGGAAAGUUGGCUGUGAUGACUGUCUAGCAGUAUUCAAGCACAGAGAUUAUGUAACAUGCAUUCAAUCCAAUCCGGUUGACGCAAGAUACUUCGUUAGCGGCUCAAUAGAUGGCAAAGUCCGUGUUUGGGAUGUUUCAGAGAGGCGAGUAGUUGACUGGGCUGAUACAAAGGAUAUCAUAACUGCUGUGAGUUACCAGCCAGAUGGAAAGGGUCUUAUUGUCGGAAUCGCUUCAGGGAGGUGCCGGUUCUAUUACCAUGCAGGUGAAAACGUGGAACUGGAGAAAGUAAUGAAGGUAACGAAGAAGAAAUCUGCUGGUAGACAGAUCACCAGCCUUCAGUAUUCAAACGGUGAUCCUGCUGGGAUCAUGAUCGCUUCAGCAGGUUCUAAAAUUCGAGUCUCCGAUGGAGGAGCUAAGAUCAGCCGAAAGUUUGAAGGCCGGCGAGGCUCCAAGGUCCUGGUACCGCCGUCUCUGACCUCCGACGGCCAGUACCUUGUGUCAGCAGGUGGCGACUCCAACGUCUACAUCUGGAACUUUGACGGGCCAGCAGCGGGCAAAAGCACCACCACCGGAGCAUCAAGAAGAGUUCGUUCCUGCGAGCACUUCUUCUCCAAGGGCGUCACGUCCGUGGCGACAUGGCCGGGGAUGCUGCAGCAGCAAGAAGAUCUCCAGUCGUCGUCGUCGUCGUCGUCGUCGAAGGGGGCCACCCCGACGCUUUGCCGCGACCGCGAGUUCUGCUCGUUUGGGACGUGGUUCUCGGCGGAUGGAGCGAGGGGCGCCGCGACGUGGCCCGAGGAGAAGCUGCUGCCGUCGCUCAAGUACGUCAACUGCGCCGGGAUGGACGAGUGCAGCACCAAGGUGUCGGCCGCCUGGAACAAGGUCGUCGUCACCGGCGGCCGCGACGGGGUCAUCCGAUGCUUCCACAACUAUGGACUACCGGUGAAGCUGUAGGCUUGCGAGAUCUAUGAGAGCUAGCUGCAUGCAUGCGCGUGUAUGUGGAAAAGAGCGUGGCGAUUGCCAGCCUGCCCAUUACUGUUUCUUGUACUGUACAUUCCAUGGAAGUUCUAGGACGAGGGUGUACAUUGGUUUGCUUGCUUUGGUGCAAAAGAAUGAGUCGUUAAUUAACAGGGAUCGUGGUACAUUGAGCUGAGCAUGGAGUUUCCUAAUGGUUUGCUUGUAGCGGGAAGCCUAAAAUUUCAAGCAGUUGUUUUUAUGUACCUUGUUUUUUUU